GAUCCAAUAACCCGCGUCCAGUUCCGUCCACCUUCGCUUUCAACUCCAAUAGGUUGUCAGAUUUUCCAUUCCGUCUUGGAUGCCAUUCUUUUUCCCUGGCCAUACAGUACUUUUUUCGUUCCUGAAAUUUAUAUGGUUCCUUUUUUCGUUCUUGUUUGAUUAAAUGGUAGUAUUAUUAUACCGAGGUGCUUCUCUCUUUGCCCGCCGAUUCCACAACCAAAGCUCCCAUUUUUUCAAUGGCUUCAAUCGACUUCAUAACGCUAAUGCUACCACCUCUCAGAGCUUCAAGUUAUACCCCUUGAGUUCACCCACUUAUCUUGUCAACCCUAGUUUAUUUUAUAACACAGCUUUUCCUUCAGUUGGAAUUCUAGAUGAAAAGAUAGAAAUACUAGAUGAUAUAGACAAACCGAAAGACUCAGCUGAUGUUUUGAGGAAAUGGGGUUGUAGCGAAGAUGAUAUAUCCAAGAUUUUUAUGCGCCGUCCAUCUUUGCAUAAAAUGGACAUCAAGAUCCUUCAAGGCAAGCUUGAAAUACUUACUGACUUGGGCAUCACCUCCUCUGACCUCGUAAAAAUCAUACACUGCCGUCCUCGAUUCCUCAACUGUCGGAUCAAUCUAUGGUUGAAUGAACGCCUUGAAUAUUUUCGAGCCUUGUUUGGCUCAAAGGAGGUCCUGCUUAAGGCUAUAGUGCGCAAUCCUUCUUUACUGACUUAUGACUUCCACAAUAAAAUUAAACCUGUCAUUGCCAUAUAUGAGAAACUGGGUGUUAGCAGAAGGGACUUGAUUCCUAUGCUUCUAUCUCGUCCCACCUUAAUCCCACGAACUAUGCUAGACAGUGAGAAGUUGGAUUACAUUUCUAGAACUGAGGUCUCAAAGGAAUCCAGGAUGUACAAACAUGUGGUUACUCUCUUUGCCAUAUCACGCAUUGAGACUAUUCGUGAAAAGGUAAUGAAUUUAGAGAAGUAUGGGUUUUCGGAGGAAGAGGUCUUCAGGCUUUUCGGACGGUCUCCACUUGUGUUGACACUCUCGGUCGAUAAAGUUCAGAGAAACAUGACUUAUGUACUGGGCACGAUGAAGCUGCCAGCCAAUAUGGUACUUCCCAACCCAUUUCUGCUCUUCUUCAAUUUGGAAGCUAUCUUAAAGCCACGGUUUCUUCUAGCAGGAAAAAUAGAGGAUAUGGGUCUUGUUCCUCAAAUUAAAGGACCUGCAAUGCUUAGGGCAUUGAGGAUGUCAGAGAAGCGGUUCAUCACUGCAUUCAUUACUUGUCAUCCAGAGGAUGUGGUCAACGAAUUGAUCACUUUCUAUAAAAAUGCUAAAUGUGUCAAACGAUUAGCAGAGUCUUCAAAGAAGAACCUGAGUAAAGGAUUUCCUUUUUGAACAGUUUUACAGUGAAUGUAUCUUUACAUUGUUUGAUUAUGUUUAGCCAUUAAAUUCUUAUUUCUGGAAGAUGAGAAUUUUACC
Olea europaea var. sylvestris is the source of this 1459-nucleotide messenger RNA. RefSeq lists its product as uncharacterized. The coding region runs from base 164 to 1375 and encodes 403 amino acids. Gene Ontology annotation, cellular component: chloroplast. Gene Ontology annotation, molecular function: double-stranded DNA binding. Gene Ontology annotation, biological process: chloroplast organization; regulation of DNA-templated transcription. The record is from RefSeq and is a predicted model, not a curated record. Lineage: Eukaryota; Viridiplantae; Streptophyta; Magnoliopsida; Lamiales; Oleaceae. The transcript is spliced from 2 exons.